UGUGUCUGUGUCUGUGUGUAAAAGCUAGCUUUACCAACGAGCUGCUGACUCCGUAACAGUUGCAUGUCAACGUCUCUUGUUGACUGCGUCGGACGCGUAGUUGGUAAUUUUAACAGCGAGAGAACAUCGACGCUCUACGCCCGCGACCGUCGUCGAUUCGCGCAUCCCGUUGUAAUCGUUAUAAAUCGCCGUUCGGGCAGUGAAUCUUCGUCAAUGGAUAUCGUCGAAAUAAUAUAGUGAACGACGAGUUUUGGCUGCGACGCAAGCCAGACGUCAGUGUCGCGGAGCUGCGAGGCAGAACAUUAUCUAUAUAACAGUUGACUUUGUGCGUGCAGCAGCAGCAACAAUAAUAGUCAGUGUCCGUGUUGGUGUGUAUAUAUCGAGUAUCAAGUCUCGCGAACAAAAGUACAUCGUGCAGCAGCAGCAGCUAUCGCUGAGUGUUGUCGUUGUUGUGUGCGCGAUCGCUUUUAUUUCGUGCCCCAGUAGUGUGGUCGGCGACGCGAGGAGCUGUGCUCCGUGUGUGUGCUGCACAAAACAACCGCAGAUGAUGCGUUGUUGUUAAUAUCUCGCUCAACGCAGCAGUUGUUGUUGUAGUAUACUCUACUAUCUCGGUGCAGAGUGAGAGAGAGAGGGACUCCAGUUUGCGCAAUACCCAAGAGAAGUUUCGUGUAUACGCGUGUAUACGCGUUUGUGUUCGUGUGCGCGAGCCAACUCCGUAUUCCAAAUUUCGCUGUAUCGCGACCGUGUACAACGCAUCUCGACAAAAGAGUGCUGCUGCUGUUCGGAGUGUGUUACAUAUAAUCGUUAAAGGCUGGGCAUAUAAUUCGCAGGUAUUAUAAUAUACCACAAGGAGUGCAGAGACAGACGGACACACACAUAUGUGCGCGCGUCGUCUCCGCUUGUGUUGCGAUUAUUAUUCAGCAGUGGUGGGCUCACGCCGUUCGUUGUUAUUUCGCUGUAUCGCACAGAGUCACUCGCUGCUAUAUAUACUAUAAAAAUAUAGUACACGAACUGACAGUGACUGCACUACUCCGCUGUUUUACACACUCGUCGGUCGUACAGUAGUAGUAGUAGCAGUGGUGGUGGUGAUGUAGUAGUAAAGCGAGCAAAGAAGAAGCAAAGAAGAAUAUAUUACAAUAACAAAAACAUCGGGACAUUGUGUGUGCACGCGAAUAACGAACUAUCCCCCGAUAUAUUUUAUAUACAUAUAAAUCGCUGAGCGGUGUGUGUAUAGUUGACAUACGUGCCUGCUCGACGCAUUCGCGACUUUACCCAAGAGUGCAACAGACAGUUCUCGGUGUCUGUGUGUCUGUGUGUGUGCGAGAGGAAGAGAGAGAGAGAGAGAUAGAAAUUGAUCGACGAGUCUCUCUCUCGAGGUGUGCGCGCUAGUUUCUCUCUCUGUGUACUGUACGUACGUGUGUCUUUUCUUGCGCUCAUAUACCGCGAGCAGCUGUGCAAAUUGCAGUGUAUGUGUGUGUGUUAGCAUCAUCAUCAUCAUCAUCAUCAUCAUCAUCAUCAUGCCAUCGACAUUAACGGCGUCGGCGAUCAUCGACAUUCUGCUGCUAUCUGCUGCAAGCUAAAAGGAUACUACGUAAUCAUCGUCGCGAGUAGCUGCAGCAGCAGCAGCAGCAGCAGCAGCGUCGGCGGCGCCAGUCGCAGCAGCAGCAGCAGCAGCAACAUCAACAGCAGCAGGGUAGGUGUAAUCCGAUACAAAUCUAAGGUAUCCUAGAUGCUCGGAGAUUAAGGCUGUAACCCUGGUCUGCUCUUACAAAGACGAAAAAAACAAUGGAGAGCUCCGAAGAGCCGACGAGUCUGCAGUCGAUCUGCCAUCUGCGCGCCUCCGAGCUCUUCCCGAAAUCCACGAGCUACGAGUGCGAGGACGCCACCCUGGCCUGCCCGUUCGCCCUGCUGAGCGGCGAGUACGUCGUGGCGCUGGGACACACCUCCGACGGGGUUCUCGCCCUCUCGAAUUACCGACUGUACGUGCAGGUGGGCGAGGGAUCGCACAACGUGCCACUCGGGCUCAUCGAGCUGCUGGAGGUCAAGGAGAUUUUUUACCUGCACAUCAGCUGCAAAGACGCCAGAUCGAUCAGCUGUGCUUUCUCCACCAACGAGCAUUGUCUGGAAUGGUUCAAGAGACUGCACAAGAUCACUCUUCCGAGGAAGAGCAUCGAGGAUAUGUUCGCCUUCGCCUACUACGCCUGGUCGAUGGAGGAGCGAAAGGAGUAUCCGAAACUCGGCAAGGAUAACGACACGUACCUCGCCACGUUCAAUUCGGAAGUGGAACGUCUGAAAUUCAAUCUGCACGGCACGUGGCGCAUCAGUCAGAUCAACAAGGAUUACCAGCUGUGCCCGUCCUAUCCCCCUCAGAUCCUCGUCCCGGCGUGCAUCUCCGACAAGACCCUCGAGACGGUGGCGAAGUUCCGCACGUCGCGGCGCAUCCCCGCGGUGAUCUGGCGUCACGUCGGCAACGGGGCCGUGAUAGCGCGCAGCAGUCAGCCCGAGGUCGGCUGGCUCGGCUGGCGCUCCACCGAGGACGAGGAUCUGCUCAAGGCGCUGACAGACGCCUGCUUCUACGACCGGGGCGAGUCGACCAUCAUGAGCGACGCCACCACACCGACGACGCCGACGACGACGGCGACGACGACGGUAAUCAACAAUUACUCUUCCCCGGAGCUGAGCGACGAGCCGGUGGUGCCGGCGCCCGUCAAGAAGGUCCUCAUAGUGGACGCCAGGUCGUACACGACGGCGGUGGCCAACAGGGCGCGCGGCGGCGGCUGCGAGUGCCCCGAGUACUACGCCAACUGCGAGAUACAGUUCAUGAAUCUGCCCAACAUACACUCGAUACGCAAGAGCUUUCACGCGGUGCGACAGCUGUGCGCCUCGGACGCCGAUCAAAACAACUGGCUGAGCUUGCUCGAAGGCACAAAAUGGUUUCAACACAUGUCGGGCUUAUUGAGGACGGCCGUCACGGUGGCAUCGGCGAUCGAGCGCGAGGAGAGGCCGGUACUGGUUCACUGCAGCGACGGCUGGGACAGAACCACUCAGAUCGUCGCGCUCGCCCAGCUUCUGCUCGAUCCUUACUACAGAACGAUGGAGGGUUUCCAAGUUUUGUGCGAGAGAGAAUGGCUGGAUUUCGGGCACAAGUUCGCGGAUCGCUGCGGGCACAAUGUCGGAUACGAGGAUCCGAACGAGCGAUGCCCGGUAUUUUUGCAGUGGCUCGAUUGCGUCCAUCAAUUGACCACUCAGUUCAAAUGCAGCUUUCAAAUGUCACCGGCUUAUCUCGUCAAAUUAGCUCAACACGCGUACUCGCAACUGUUCGGAACGUUCUUAUGCAACACGAGACAGGAAAGAUUGCAGUUGCGAAUAAGAGACCGUACCUUUUCCAUUUGGCGCUUCUUGAACUCGCCCUCGUUCGUCAAUCAUCUGUACACACCCACGAAAAAAGUAUUAUGGCCGAGUUGCAACGUGCGCGAUCUCAAGCUGUGGCACGACGUGUACCUGGGCAGCAAAGACUCGACACCGGGCAUCGGCGAUAUCAAGCAGCAGCGCGUGAAUCUGAUCGAUAUCGAGAACGGAGACAGCGAAUCGCAACUCACGGAGACUCGUUCCUACGGUGAUCUUAUCCAAGUACAAGAGCACACGGCUUAUUUACCUAGACGGCAAAGUGAUCCUAGCAUUUCAAUAGAAAAAAAAUUUGAUACAAUCACGUUAGAGGGUGGUCGCGCGAAACUCGGCAAAGAGAAUGGCGACGAACUCGUCGAACUGAAACGGCAGCCAAACGAAACCAAUUCCAUUACCGAGCAAUUACCAAAAGAGACUGAAGAAGUUAAAAUUCUACCGAAUGUUAAGCAAAUUUCUAUCGAAGCCAAUACUUCUGUGGCUAGUUCGACUGACACGAUCGUACCGAAUGGUGAUUUAAUCGUUGCUAAAAAUAUUGACCAGGACAAAGAUUUUGAUCAAGAAACCACGUGUAACGACACGCAAGAAUCUACGGAUUCGCAAUGGGUCGAUGCCGCAGCCGUUAACGACUCUAGCGAAAAAUCGAGUACCCCUAAUAACGAAGGUGGAAGUGAUUUGAGUGAAACUAGUGCAGCUCUAGCCUCGCGAACACCGAGCAGUAUUUGUCCGGCGUCGCCGAUCCAUCAAGAAGCUCUGAUCGACAAUUUGGACAGACUCGACGACGUCGAUGGUUUGCCGGUUAUCCAGUGCGACGUUCAGAUGCGAGUUCAACAAAUUAUCGUUGAGAAUAAGUUGAAGGAAGAAGCGUUGAGAAAAGAACUGCACACAACGAGAAUGGCUUUGAUAAAGCAAGUUUGUUACCACAAUGGAGAGGCUGAGCCGAUUGACGAUGUUGGCUCUUUACCGGAUUCGAUGGGCAGCGCCGGCGAACGCGGAGAGUCCUUACCGUCAGACAUGUCGUGGGAAGCUCUAGAUGAACCAGGACCAGCUCCAACUUUGUGGGUACCGGAUCAUGCAGUUAACCGAUGCAUGGGAUGUGAUACGGAAUUUUGGCUCGGAAGGCGUAAACAUCAUUGCAGGUGCUGUGGGAAGAUAUUCUGUGCCGACUGCUCGGAAAAUUCAACUCCGUUACCAAGCGAACAAUUAUAUAAUCCAGUUCGGGUGUGCAGUGAAUGCUACACUCAUUUACACCAUCACACAAGUCCAUGCCAAUGCCGACAACAGCAUCACUUGCAACAGCUGGAGACACAAGCACCACAAGAACAUAAACCAUGCCAACCUCAACAAACACUUGCGCAACAUCAGUAUCCGCAACAAAAAUUGGAAUCACAACCACAGCAGCAGCAGCCGCAGCAGCAGCAACAACAACAACAACAACAACAACAACAACCGCCACCUCCUCCACCACCACUACCAAAACCAAAUAGUAAUAACUCGAUAGAAUCAGUUGACGUUGCGGUACCCGCACCACCGAUUCCACCUCCUUUCCCUCCCGCAAACGACUGUCAUCGUUCGGCUGCAAACAGCCGAACAUUUAAUGAUGAAUGUUGCGAGGCUAUCGUCGAACCAAGCGGCGCCAAUUGAGCGCUGGCGCUCUCUCGUAAGCCAUCGUUUAAUUUGUUGAUCAAGUGAGGCUCUUAUUGAGAUUCGUAUUAUAUUUUUUUAAAAGCAUUAACUUUGUCAAAGUUGAAUGUGUAGUUGAACAUUAAUCGAUGUUACGUGUCCUUCCCUUGAAUUCGAGUAUAUAUUAGAAAAAUUUUGAUAAAUACAAACUUUUCAAAUAAAGAAUAAUAUCAAUCUCAAUGAAUCAUCACAAGUAUUCGUAAUCAAAGGAGUGCUGGCGAUUCCCAGGAAAUUUAUACACUGAAUUCUUUGUAUUGUAUACUUAUAUAAAUGACUAUAGUAGACCGCGCGAUCGAGUGAUCUAAUAGUCCAUAAUGGAAAAGAAGAUUUAAGAACUAAUAUUAAGAGUAUUUCAGAACGCGUCACAAAAGAUGGUAUGAUAUGAAACUACAUCUCUGACUUGAAUGAUAAAAAAAACGGCAAAUAUCGAACAUAGACUAUUUCAGUGUUACUUUUAUUAAAUUAGAUUAUUUGAAGAAUCUAAAACAAUUGUUGGAAACUGAUUUCUAAUUUUUUCCAUCACAAUUUAAAAACGUUAUACUUAAUAAAAUAAGUCAAAGAGUAAAGUUUUAAUAAAAUGAAUCGUGAUUAAGCUCAUUACUCUAUUUAAAAUUAAUUUAAAAUGCGUAAGUGUGAUAUAUAAAUGGUAUAUGUAUUUGUUUGUGAUUGGCUGUGACAGAUAUUUUAAUUUUAAAGGACGAAAAAUAUUUUACCUAUAACUUAUGGCUAAUCGAUAAUUUUUAUUUAAGUAAUGAAAAGUAUGAAUAAAAAUUGGAUUCUAUAGUUAUACUCAAAUUGUUGUUUUUCAAAUUCAAUGGUGUAACAACUUUUCGAAGCGGUUAGAUCUUUUGCAAAGAAAAAUAUUAUAAACCAUCAUUAGUUGUUACUUUAGAAUAAGCGAGUUUUAAGUGUUUUAUUAUUUACAAUAAAACGAAAUAAUCUUAACAAAUGAUAACUGAUAACCUGAACUUACCUUCUAAGUGGCCUGGUGCCAAUUUUCUUCGACCAAAAAAGAAAAUGGACAUUCAUGAAGUUUAAAUGCCAAUCGAGCAAAAAAAUAAAAACCGCUCAUGCAUGUCCAUAUAAAAAAUAUAACGGGUGUAAGAAUAUAGAAUUGGAAAAAUAUUUUAUACUUGGGAGUCGAUGGAUUAUACAAAAAAAAAAGUGGAAAAUGAUUCGAUGGUCGAUAUCAAAAACUACGUGAAACGUAUACAUGUAUAUAUUAUUAUACUUGAAUUAAAAAUGAGCGUAUUGAAUAAAAAAAAAAAAAAAAACAAAACAAAACAAACAUUGAUUACAACGCAAAGUAUUAGAGUAUUUAUGAUAUCUAGACGUUGAUCGCGACCUAUUAGUUUUCAUUUUAACAAUUUGCACGUUCGCUCAAAUUGCGAGCCGAGGUACAACAAAUAAAUAUCAUUUAUUUACAGUAAAUCGUAA
Molecule: messenger RNA, 6522 nt
Organism: Trichogramma pretiosum
Lineage: Eukaryota; Metazoa; Arthropoda; Insecta; Hymenoptera; Trichogrammatidae
Product: myotubularin-related protein 3
Exons: 12
Coding region: 1786-5046 (1086 amino acids)
Biological process (GO): regulation of autophagy; dephosphorylation
Molecular function (GO): metal ion binding; phosphatidylinositol-3,5-bisphosphate 3-phosphatase activity; protein phosphatase binding
Source: RefSeq, a predicted model, not a curated record